Molecule: messenger RNA, 360 nt
Organism: Morchella importuna
Lineage: Eukaryota; Fungi; Ascomycota; Pezizomycetes; Pezizales; Morchellaceae
Exons: 1
Coding region: 1-360 (119 amino acids)
Source: RefSeq, a predicted model, not a curated record
AUGGCCAACGUCGGUGUAAACCCAAACGCUGAACCAAUUCGGAUUGUUAACCCAAAUCUGAUUAAUGCUUGCCUCAAUCUUGCCGCCCCUGGCGUCGACGCUAUUGCAGAAGCAAAAUCCAAAUACAACGUCCUAGAGAAGCAGCUCAAAGAGCUCGAAAAGUUUGUCUAUAGGCCUGACAGCAUUAGAGGAGCCCUCAAAAGCCUCGUCAAAGAUAACAUCAUCUUGGACAACAGUAAAUGGGAAAAGAUUGUAUCGAGAAAGGAAGUCCUCAAUAAGGAAAUGGAGUAUAUGGAAGCGGUAUUGCGGGCAAUUCAGCACCGAAUGGACUAUUUGCUGGUCAACCUACCAGCGGCAUAG